AUGCCUUCUUAUGCAAAGUUUCUGAAUGAAAUUCCCUCAGAUAAGAGGAUACUUGAAGAUCAUGAGGCUGUUGCCUUAACUAAGGAAUGCAGUGCUAUCCUUCAAAGGAAACUUCCUCCGAAGCUCAAAGAUCUAGGGAGUUUUUCAAUUCCAUUCCAUAUUGGAGAAUCAUUCUCUACUAAAGCUCUAUGUGACUUAGGGCCUAGUGUAAGCCUUAUGCCCCUUUCCAUAUAUGAAAAGCUCAACAUUGGUGGCCUUAAGCCAACCAAUGUUUCUCUUAAGUUAGCAAACAGAUUAGUUAAAUAUUUGGAAGGGAUCUUGGAGAAUGUCCCACUUAAGGUUGGAAAAUUUUACAUCUUGAUUAACUUUGUCAUUCUAAACAUGGAAGAGAAUUCUCACAUCCCUAUCAUUUUAGGGAGACCUUUCCUAAUUACAGUCAAUGCUUUGAUUGAUGUGAAAGGUAAAAAGCUUACUCUUAGAGUGGGAGGGGAUCAAUUAGCUUUCAACAUUGGCAAUGCUAUGAAAAGGCACUAUUAA
This is a messenger RNA of Hevea brasiliensis (rubber tree), 537 nucleotides long. RefSeq lists its product as uncharacterized. The transcript has a single exon. Bases 1 to 537 code for a protein of 178 amino acids. Lineage: Eukaryota; Viridiplantae; Streptophyta; Magnoliopsida; Malpighiales; Euphorbiaceae. The record is from RefSeq and is a predicted model, not a curated record.